UCUAUGAUGAAUGAACCCAAAUUAAAUUAUCAUUCUGUCAUCAUGUCAGAGGUGUGUUGAUGCUGUACUUUCCUGCUGCUUCUCCUCUAUCCUGCCAAAAUAAAAGCAAAAAGCGAUUUAAUAAAUAACAAAAGCAGCAGGCAGCAUGUUAACAUUUAGUUUGUGGCAAGAAUGAAGGGUUUUGCAAUAUAAGUUUCUACAGUAACACAGAGGAGGAGCCUGAAAAUCUGACAGAUAUAUAGAGAUUGUGUUAGACUGAACCACACAAGGCACAGACGAUUUAAAAAGAAAACAUUGAUAAAUCUCUGCAGUGAUCAGCUGAGAAAAUAUUGAGAAGAUGGCGAUGACGGUGUUUGUCGCGGCUCUGCUCUCUGUUUUCACGGGGUUUGUUGUGUCGGUUCCUGAUGGAUUCAAGCCGGUCGACUGUUCUGACCUUUAUAAAGCAGGACAAACAGUCAGUGGGAUUUACUCCAUCUAUCCAGCAGGUGACGUUCCUGUCUGGGUUUACUGUGACAUGAUCGGAGGAGGAGGAUGGACGGUGUUUCAGAGGAGAAUGGACGGCAGUAUUAAUUUCUAUCAGCCGUGGAAAGAGUACAAGAGAGGAUUCGGGUCCACUGAAGGAGAAUACUGGCUGGGGCUGGAGAACAUGUACCAGCUGACACGUAACAGGAAGUACAUGCUGAGAGUGGAUCUGGAGGACUUUGAAGGAAGGAAAGUUUUUGCUCUGUACUCGUCCUUCUCUGUGGGUCCUGAAACUGACGGGUAUAAACUGCAUGUUUCAGGGUUCACUGAUGGAGGAGCAGGUGACUCUUUGACCUACCACAAUGGACAGAAGUUCUCCACCUUUGACAAGGAUCAAGACACCUGGCCUAAGAACUGUGCCAAAGAGUAUCUCGGGGCAUUUUGGCACACAGGCUGUCACUAUGCACACCCCAAUGGUGUGUAUUUAUGGGGAAAAAAUCCCAACCAUUACGGAGCUGGUGUUGGUUGGUACUCCUGGAAGAAUAAUGUCGACAGUAUGAAAUUCAUCAGCAUGAAGAUCAGACGUGUGUCUUAGACCUUUGAAGAAACAUUACAAAACAAAUCAAAACAAAACAAAAAAAAUGUUACAAAAGAAAACAAAACUAAACAAUUUAAGUUUAGUUUCCUUUCCUCUGUUAACUGUGUAACUUAGUAAAUCAUGUCAGAAUAUAUAUCACUGAUGUUUUGUGUACUCAUCAAUCAUCAAUCACUUCUCAAUCAUCAAUCACUUCUUUAAAUUUUAAAUUGAACUGAAUCAACAAUAAACU
Molecule: messenger RNA, 1289 nt
Organism: Megalobrama amblycephala (Wuchang bream)
Lineage: Eukaryota; Metazoa; Chordata; Actinopteri; Cypriniformes; Xenocyprididae
Product: microfibril-associated glycoprotein 4-like
Exons: 6
Coding region: 338-1057 (239 amino acids)
Biological process (GO): elastic fiber assembly
Source: RefSeq, a predicted model, not a curated record